Cimex lectularius (bed bug) is the source of this 2267-nucleotide messenger RNA. RefSeq names its product facilitated trehalose transporter Tret1-like. Gene Ontology annotation, cellular component: membrane. The transcript has 8 exons. The record is from RefSeq and is a predicted model, not a curated record. Lineage: Eukaryota; Metazoa; Arthropoda; Insecta; Hemiptera; Cimicidae. Gene Ontology annotation, molecular function: sugar transmembrane transporter activity. Gene Ontology annotation, biological process: transmembrane transport; carbohydrate transport. Bases 236 to 1825 code for a protein of 529 amino acids.
CCUCCCCGCCGACAGUUCGAUACGAGUCGUAGGGAGAAAAGUGAUGUUAAAAGAAGAAGCGUUUUCGUCUAGGAAAAGAAUAUCGACAAAGCGUUGGUGUCCUUGGUGGAGAUAGUAAAGGCGAAAUCAAAUAACAUGAUAAAACACCUUCCAAAAAACCAUACUCAAAUACAAUAAAUAAGUCGCGUAACAAGAUCUCGUUAGUUUAAGCUGAAAGAAUAGGAACUUCUUAACAAUGGGUAUGAAGGGGAACAGUUCCAUCGUAGAUCUGGAGAGCCUCAAGGCACUAGUGAGCCCGUCCGGGCCAAAAAUCAUAGUGGACAAGGUGGUCAAAGAGGGUUCCGUACUCCUGCUUCCUGGAGCCAAAAGGAAAAGAGGGAGUUCUUUUCGACAGGUUUGUGCAUCUUUAUUGGCCAAUAUUGGUACAAUUAACACAGGAAUGGCAUUUGGCUUUUCUGCCAUUGCUCUUCCACAGAUGCAAGAUGCAGCCAGUGAUUUUAAGAUUGAUUCUGGCCAAGCAUCAUGGAUUGCAAGUUUAUCAUCUGUGACAACACCGAUUGGUUGCAUUUUGAGUGGCUACUUGAUGGAUGCAAUUGGUAGGAAAAGAAUCCUCAUACUUACCCAGUUUCCACUCAUUGCCGGUUGGCUGAUGAUUGCAUCUGCUACCACGGUCCCAAUGGUAUAUGCAGGACGAUUGCUCGUGGGAUUAGGCUCUGGAAUGGUCGGUGCUCCAGCAAGAGUGUACACUGCAGAAGCAACACAGCCACAUCUCAGAGGAAUGCUCGCUGCACUGGCAUCAGUUGGAGUCUCACUUGGAGUUUUGAUUGAAUAUGCAUUGGGGGCCGUAUUCCAAUGGCCAAUUGUUGCUUUGCUGAGCAGCAUGGUUCCUACAAUUGCUCUAGUUGGUUCAUUCUUGCUACCCGAAUCACCUUCCUGGCUAAUGUCAGCAGGACGAGAGGAAGAUUGUAAAGCAGCAUUGGAAAAAUUACGAGGGCCAACUUGCGAUGUAGAAUAUGAAGCAAGCCAACUGGUUUCUUUUGCACAUCAACACAACAUACACAAACCUACUUUGAAAGAAACUCUCAAAGGCCUAGUCCAUCCCUCAGCUUAUAAACCAUUCUUCAUACUUGCUUUUUACUUCUUAAUUUAUCAAUUCUCAGGGGUCAACCCUAUCACGUUCUAUGCAGUACAAAUUUUCCAAGACUCUGGAGCCUCAAUUGAUAAAAAUGUUGCAACUGUGAUAACUGGAGGUGUCCGUUUAGUAUUUACUAUUGUCUCCUGUGCUAUGUUGAGAAGAUGUGGCAGAAGACCUUUAACUUUUAUAUCAAGUAUUGGCUGUGGUAUUCCUAUGGUACUUCUUGGUACUUACAUGUACUACAAAGCAAGGUGGAUUGAAUUAGGUGAACCUCUUCAAAUGACAUGGGUUCCAGUGUUCGCACUACUUGUUUUUACAGCAGCCUCUGUAAUGGGCUAUCUUGUCGUACCCUGGGUUAUGAUUGGAGAAGUAUUUCCGACCCAGGUAAGAGGAGUUAUUGGAGGAAUCACUUCCUGCAGUGCACAUUUCUUUAUAUUUUUCGUCGUCAAGACAUACCCUAUGUUGCAUGAUGGGAUCGGCAGUUAUGGCACUUUUUGGUUGUACGGAGGGAUUUCUCUCCUUGGAACCAUUUUCUUCUAUGCAUUUCUACCAGAGACAAAAGGCAGGACGUUGCAAGACAUUGAAGACUACUUUUCUGGGAGGACAAAAUCACUUAAAAACCCAACAAAACCAUCAUCGAACAAACACCCUGCUAUCAUCCAAGUUCCAAAAGGAAGCAGUUUGCCUUAAAAGCAUCGUGUUCACCUUUAUUUUUAUAAUAAAAGCAAUAAUUUAUUGAGUUAUAAAAUAUACAUUUUCAACACAAAUGGUUAGGGAUUGAUUUUGGAAUCUGCACAUCAUACUUAUAUUUCAGUGCUUUCCUAAAAGUUGUGAUUUUUGUAGCUUUAGAUUUCAGAUUUAUGUUUCUAAAAGCGUAUUAUUAAGUUAAUUUAAUUUUAAUUAAGUGAUAGAGGAUCUAUGUGGUCAAAAGACUGAUGCAAAAAGCCAUAUUGCAUAAAAACAAUAAAUAGUGAUAGUUAUAUAAUUUUGUUAAUACACUAUAUUUUAAAUUUGUACUACUUUUUAUACAAAAUGUAAAAUAAUGUUUUCCCAGUAUUUUUUAAUAGUUGAUUGUGAUUGAACAUUAAUUAUAAGGGAUAUGUAUUAUUAAAAAAUAAAAUUUUAUACCUUA